Molecule: messenger RNA, 1131 nt
Organism: Adineta ricciae
Lineage: Eukaryota; Metazoa; Rotifera; Eurotatoria; Adinetida; Adinetidae
Source: the annotation of a GenBank genome assembly
AUGGAAACAUUGCAAACAACUGAAACUUUAAUAACAACGAAAACAGAGUCGUGUACAUCAAUCGAUGAGAGUGAAGUUUUGGAACAAGACCUCUCCUGCGAACGGCCUAUUGAUCAGUCUCCAUGGUCAUUGGCAUCAUUUUGUCAACAAUCGUUCGAACAAGCUUUAUCUAACUCUUUGUAUGGAGCAACUAUUUCUCGACCGUUGGCAUUAUACAUAUAUGAUAAUGCAAAUAUAAAGACAGAACUUUUUAAUUGGACUAUUUCAAAAUCGGAAGAAAUGCGUGCUUGUCUGAUGGAACAAUUUGGUCUAUGGUCAUGGAAUCUAACCGAAGAAAAUUAUUUUGAACUCUUGAGUAUUAUUAUUGAACAUGUAGGAGAAGAGGUAGCUGCUGUCAUUGAUUCAUCACCGAAAGAAAUAUAUCCACUAUUGAUCUGUUUAAUCAUUUUACGUGGCGAAGUAAAAGUUGAUUGUGUUAUUCAUGGUGAUAUGUCGAUUGACGAAAUGUUUGUUUUGCUUACUCAAACAUCUGGUGUAUUUUGUCCGCGUUUUGGUUUACCCGACACAACUGGUUUGCCAUUAACACAUAUUUCAAAAGAAAACUGGUCCGUACCACCGAGCACACUCACGGAAGUACUGAAAGAGUCUGAUGAAUUUCAAAGAGUUGCUGAUGAUUUCGAUGGCGGUGCAUCAUCGAUUGUUCAUGUUCAUCGAAUUGACAAUAUUGUAUGGUUAAUAGAAUAUCUCAAUCAAAAACAAUUGGUAGAUAAUAGGCUUGGUCAUGAUAAUACAGAAAAGCUUUUAUUCCACGGAUGUCCUUAUGCUGCGGCUGAACAGAUUUUACGCCACGGAUUUGAUCACGGACGUAUUGGGGCGAAUGGUAGCUCUUAUGGACGUGGCUUCUAUUUCUCAUCCAGUCGAUCACUUAGUGAUCAAUAUGCUUUGCGAAAUCCGUUGACCAACGAAAAACGAAUUCUUAUGUGCAGAGUACUCACUGGUCAGAGCUGUAAAGGAAAUUGGAAGGAAUCAAUGUGUCCACCCGGUUAUGAUUCAGUAGCAGGUCGUUCAAAUAUUCAUGUUGUUUUUUCAAAUAGACACAUUUUACCCGAAUACCUGAUUACUUAUAAAUAG